AGUCAUCAAGCGAUAAGAAACAACGCAAGCUGUGAAGACGUCAGGUGGAUAUGUUCUGACUUAACAGAGUUGGCCUUUGUUUGUUCACCGUAAUUAAAAUUACAUCUAGAAUUACUUUUAGUUUCUCAAAAUUAAUACAGGUACUUAAUGGAGCGUGAUACAAAUCAAAUGUCCCAAAGUCCUUCACUAUGUAGAUCUGGAUGUGGAUUUUAUGGAAGUCCAAAAACUGACGGUUUAUGCUCUAAAUGUUAUAAAGAUGCUCUCAAAAGAAAACAAGCAAAUCCUGCGCCUCCACCACUAAGUGGACGUACCAGCCCUUCAACAGCUAGCUCAGUUGCUGCUUCCGAUUGCGAUGACAAAAUUCUCCUGCCGAAAGAUGACGAUUUGUCCACGGCAUCUCCAACAGUACCAGCUGUCGUGGUUACUCCACCUAGUCAAGACCAAAAUAAACCUGAGACAUCAAAACAAACUCUCCCAGACUCUGAAACGUCGCCUGCGAGUCCAACAUCCUCUGAAAAAGGAGAGGGGGAAUCUUCUCAGCAAGAUGAUUCUCUUGAGAAAGACCAGAAAAAGAAGAAAAAUAGGUGCCACAUAUGCAAAAAGAAAGUAGGGUUAACAGGAUUUCCCUGUCGAUGCAAUGGUUUAUUCUGCAGUGUGCAUAGAUAUUCAAAUGAGCACAAUUGUACAUUUGACUACAAACAGCUCGGUGCUCAAGAAAUCCGUAAAAACAAUCCAUUAGUGGUCGGAGAGAAAGUUAAGAAAAUUUAAGUGAAUUACGAGACCCAUUCUAUAGAACACCUGACGUCUACAAACAUUUACUAAUGUAACACUGAGAGCUUCAUAUAUAAAACAGUGUUUGGAAACGAAGCUUUUGGUGUCCAUGAAAUCAUUACUUUAUUCUGCAUUGUAGGUUUGUUUAGUCAUGUUAAAUUUCAGUAUAUUGCUUUGCUUGUUUUCUUUUUCCGAGAUUUAUAUUUUAGAAAGUGACAAAUAGUGUUUUUAGAGUAUACAUUUUUCUUUUAAUUUAAUCAGAUAAUUUGUUCCUAUCAAUGUAUACUGUUGUAUUAAAAUGCUAUUUUAAAUUCUUCAUAUCAUUUUUUCCCCAACUGAUUUUCAAAGCAAAAUUGUCUUGCUUUCUAUCUAUGUUUAUGGACUCGUGUGUGCAUUAAUAUCUUGGAAACAUUUUUAGUGAUUGGUCAUUACUUGGAAGUGUAAAAAAGUCUGAAGCAUAGUAAAUACUCCAUAUUUGUACCUGUUCUUUUCUUUUCCCUCCUUGUAUCGCUGUGAAUCUGUUUGCUUUGCUAUUGGGCUACAUAAUCAUUUUCUUAAUACUGUAUUCAAUAAUACUUGCAAUUAAACAAUUGUGAAGAUUUACUAGUUAAUUAUGCUUGAAUAGCUUACUUGAUUUUUUUUUCCCCUUAUUCUUUCUUUUUUUUACUUUUUCCAGUAUGGUAGAAUAUUGUGCUAUGCUAUGAGUAUAUUCUUUGUGCUAGCACCGAGUGAAAGUUGUAGUUUAAACAAUUAUAACAGAUAUAAAGUAUAUACAUAUAUAUUUGCUAUUAUGCCACCAUUGUAGUAUUCAGGAGUCCAAUAUAUGCAAUUAUCAUCCAUCCUGUGUCGCCUUUAUCAUACUGUAGCAAAAAAAGUCAUAAAUUUUGCUACCAUGUUUUUUAACAUGCAAAUCUAAAUGUACAUGUUCAUCAAAAACAUUGAAUUCUACUUCAAAGUGACAAGAAGAAACUCUUAAUUUUGAAACUAAAUCCAUUUAUUUGCCAUUCAGUUUCCCUGGAAUGAAAGAUGAAAUUAGUAGAUAGUUACAUAUUUGUGCACAAGUAUAAAUAUUUGUAGCCGAGCACAAUACUUGAAUUGGAUCAUGCAGUCACGUGGUCUUUAAGCGUCAUCUUUAGCUGUCCAUUUUUAUGAUAAAUUAAUGACUUUCUCUGAAUUACUUGUAAAAAAUUUCAUGUAGGUGAAAAAUAAAGUGUCAAAGUGAACGGUUAUUGAACAUAAGUUUGUUUUAUUUUCUUGCUGACACUAACAUUAUCUCUGAAGUCAAUAUAUACUCAGUCUUUUAAAGUAGGUUUAUGUAGCUAUUUAAAUUUUUUAAAAUAGCAUUUUUAUUGUAUUUUGUGUAAAUAAAAUCUCUUUUUGGGACUACUAGCUGAUUAAUUUGAGCGUCCAUCCAGUAAAAUGUA
Molecule: messenger RNA, 2195 nt
Organism: Uloborus diversus
Lineage: Eukaryota; Metazoa; Arthropoda; Arachnida; Araneae; Uloboridae
Product: AN1-type zinc finger protein 6-like
Exons: 5
Coding region: 148-768 (206 amino acids)
Molecular function (GO): zinc ion binding; DNA binding
Source: RefSeq, a predicted model, not a curated record